AAGUGAAACAGUGGAUGCAGUGAUAUAAUAGGACGACGCGUUUCAUACCCAAACAGUAUUCGCAUGAAGGGUGAAACGAUGGAUGAAUAUCCUUAUCCCAUCACUAUUGACGUCAGUUGGACAAACUCUGUCUCUAAAGGGAUACAGAACAAGCUUCAGAUUUAUUUUCAAAGUAAAAAGAAGUCGAGUGGAGGGGACUGCUUGGUGCACUACGAGGAUCAACGCUCCACUAGAGCAACUGUUUAUUUCAAAUCUGAGGAUGUCAGGGAAAGCGUUCUAUCGAGAGAUAACCACGAAAUUACUGUAGACAAGGAAACUGUGAAGUUGCGCUUGUCAUCCUCGGUGGGAAAUCUGAAAGAGGCUUGCACUCUGUCGCUUGGUGCUACAAGCAAUGAAUUGUCAGAUGUGUCAAGUGAAGCACAGGAAGCUCCCAACUCUGAGAGUGGGCAUGGAGAGGGAGGUGGAGCUGAGGUGUCUCCUCAGAGCUCUGCUGUGGUGCUGGAGAGAGUUCCUGAGAGCAUGCCGAGAGAGAUGCUGACAUUGCUGGUGGAGACCCUCUCUGGCCUGGAGGAGGACAACUUCUCCCUGGAGGUCAUCAGUGAGACCAACAGAGCUGUUGUGACCUUCAAUAAUCCCAAAGAUGUGGAGCGGUUCCUUACUGAGAGCAAGAGCAACAAGAGUUUCCAGAAGCAGGGUUUGAUUGGCCGGUUGCUAGAGAGGUGCCAGAGUGUGAGAGUGGAGAACCUGGCCUCCAACAUACUUCAGGAUAUGCUGGAGCUCUACAUUGAGAAGUGGGCUGGCCCAGCAAAGGACAUCACUGUGUUUCGUGAGGAACAGGCAGCCAUUGUCACCUUCCACACACCAGAAGUUGUGCACACCACUCUAAAUAAACGUCUUGUAAUUGGCAAAGUCCCAGUCAACGUGUAUCCAUACUACGAGUCCUUAGGAACUGCCUUGUAUGGAAAGGAGAGGCCAAUGUGGAAGAUGCCUGACCCCUUCAUAGAGUGUGUGCAUUCUGCCGUAUGGAAAUUCCUCUCCAUGAAGAGACAGUUUUCCCGCAUCACUGACCAGAUGAAGGCCCACUUCUGUCAAGUAGACAUGGAUACUCCUGAGGUUAAACUCAGUCCUUUGCCAACCCUGCUAAGGCAGAAAGGACUAACAAGCAAACAUGUAGAUGGAUGGAAGCAGAAUGCCUUGAUCGUCUUCCGUGACAUCAUGGCCAAAUAUGCUGUGUUUGAGUGUUUUGUAAGUGCCCCAGCGUGGAAGGCAGUGGAGAAAGAAGUCCGCUCGGUGGUGAAAGAGGAUGCUGUCUUAGCUAUGGAUGCCUCCAAAGGGUCUCUGACAGUUUCAGGUCUGGCCGAAGACACAAAGCGACUCCAGGUGCUGGUGGAAGAACUCAUGCAGAGGGCCAUGAGUCAGAUAGAGAGGCAGAGAGGCGAUGAUGAAGAUGGGGAGAAAGGAUUUGGCCCAUCAUCCUGCUGUGAGGUGAGGACACACAAUGGAAUCCUGGUCUCUGUCAGUAAGGCUGACAUCUGCAAGUUCAAAGUGGACGCAGUAGUCAAUGCAGCCAAUGAAGACCUGCAGCAUAUUGGAGGCCUGGCUUUAGCACUACUCAAGGCUGCUGGUCCUCGGCUGCAGGAGCUCAGUGAUCAACAUGUCCGUAAUAACCGCCGACUGCAGCCAGGCGACGCCAUUGUGACAGAUGCAGGCAAUCUACCCUGUAAGUAUGUGGUCCAUGCGGUUGGUCCACGGUUCACAGACUUUGACCAGGGAACAGCCAUACAGCGUCUGAAACAAGCUGUGAAUGAGAGCCUGAGGGAGGCUGCAAAGGUUAACUGCUCAACUGUUGCCGUCCCGGCCGUCAGCUCUGGGAUAUUCGGCUUUCCUCUGGACCUGUGCACUGAGACCAUUGCUGUGGCAGUGCGUGACUACUGUGAGAACCUGAGUGGUCAGACCUCCCUGACUGAGAUUCACCUGGUGGACAGCAAUGACAACACUGUGAGAGCCCUGGCCAGCGCUGUCCAGAAAACGUUCAAUGACCUGCACCCAAAAAUGACCAUGCCUCUGCAGGGUGCACAUAGGGGAAAUGGGCAUCGGGGACGCGGGCAACAGGGAAGUGAACGACGGGGAAGAGGACAACAUAGUUACGGACAUCAAGGACCUGGAUAUCAGGGACAGUCACCAUGGGGACAUGGGCAGUGGGGACAAAGCAGAAGAGGGGGAGGAGAAGGUGGAGAUAGAGGUAGAGGUAGAGGGGGAGGAGAAGGUAGAGGGGGAGGAGAAGGUAGAGGAGGAGGUGGAAGUAGAGGAGGAGGUAGAGGAGGAGGUGGAGGUAGAGGAGGAGGUGGAGGUAGAGGAGGGCAUGGAUAUAGGGGAGGAGGAGUUAGAGACAGCAUAACUCAAGGAAAUUAUCAUGAAACCCAAGAGGAGCAGAGGAGAGAGUAUGGCCAAGAGAGGAAGUUUGAGGGGGCAGGCAGUGGGGAAAUCCUACAGACCAAUCGCACACAAGAGGGUCUGAAGAUCAUUCUGAGGAAGGGAAAUAUCCAGGAGGAGUAUUCUGUGGGCAUCGUCAACACCAUCUCUGAGGAUUUGGACCUGAGUAAAGGUGCUGUGUCCAAUGCUAUCCUAAAGGCAGCCGGUCCUGGGCUCCAAUCAGCAGUCACAGAUGAGGCUCGCGUCAACAGAUUGGCCCAUGGUUACAUUGUGGUCACCAACAGUUACAACCUGCGAUGUCAGAGGGUGAUCCAUACUGUCUGCCCCCAUUGGGACCAGGGAGCUGGCUCAGCAGAGAAGAUAUUGAGAAUGAUGAUCAGAGAUUGCCUGAGUGAGGCAGAGAAGCAUAGGCUGGCAUCCCUGUCUUUCCCUGCCAUUGGAACUGGGAACAUGGGAUUCCCUAAGGGCCUGGUGUCCAAGCUUCUUCUGCAGGAGGUCAAAGACUUCAGCCAGAGAAGAAACUCCACACACCUUAAAGAGGUUGCCAUCGUGGUCCACCCCAGCGACACCCAAACUGUGGAUUGCUUUGUCAGGGAAUUCAGAGGUCAGACACAAGGGUAUACUUGGCAGAGUUCACAAGGUUCCGGCCAAUCACAACAUUCCAAAUCUCAUGUAGGCCAAUCACAGCAGCCCUCUGGCGCAGGCUUCUUUGGACAGGUGUCAUCCCCUUCUCUGGGUGUGUACAGCAUGCAGAUUGGUCACAUUACUUUUGAAGUGUCAUCAGGAGAUAUCACCAAGGAGUCCAGUGAUGUCAUUGUCAACUCCUCCAAUAAGGACUUUAACCUCAAAUCAGGUGUAUCCAAAUCAAUUUUAGAAGGAGCUGGAUUGAAGGUGGAGUUGGAGUGCUCAGAGAUUGUCAGAUCCCCAAGCUUCCAACCAUGCAGGAUGAUCGUGACAUCAGCAGGAUCUCUCCCAUGCAAACACAUCAUGCACAUUGUAGGACAGAAUGACCCUGAGAUCAUUAAAGAGACUGUGUACGAUGUUCUCAAGAAGUGUGAGGAGCGAAGGUUCACCUCAGUGUCCUUCCCAGCGCUUGGAACAGGCCAGGGUGGGGCGAGUCCCUCUGCUGUUGCGGACGCCAUGAUUGACGCAGUGGUGGACUUUGUGAAGAAGAAAAUGGGGCCGUUUGUGAGAAGUGUGAACAUCCUGAUAUUCCAGACUGCCAUGGUGACGGAGUUCCACAAGAGCAUGAAGAGGAGAGUGGGAGAGGGAUUGGAGGAAAAGGACAUUUUUACCAGGUAGCAUUGUUUAAAGUGGCUAGUGAUAUAUUUUACAUAAUUUCCCAUCAAUUCCCAUUAUUAAAGUGGCUGGAGUUGAGUCAGUGUGUUGGCAGCAGCCACUCAAUGUUAGUGGUGGCUGUUUAACAGUCUGAUGGCCUUGAGAUAGAAGCUGUUUUUCAGUCUCUCGGUCCCAGCUUUGAUGCACCUGUACUGACCUCGCCUUCUGGAUGAUAGCGGGGUGAACAGGCAGUGGCUCGGGUGGUUGUUGUCCUUGAUGAUCUUUAUGGCCUUCCUGUGACAUCGGGUGGUGUAGGUGUCCUGGAGGGCAGGUAGUUUGCCCCCGGUGAUGCGUUGUGCAGACCUCACUACCCUCUGGAGAGCCUUACGGUUGUGGGCGGAGCAGUUGCCGUACCAGGCGGUGAUACAGCCCGACAGGAUGCUCUCGAUUGUGCAGCUGUAGAAGUUUGUGAGUGCUUUUGGUGACAAGCUGAAUUUCUUCAGCCUCCUGAGGUUGAAGAGGCGCUGCUGCGCCUUCUUCACGAUGCUGUCUGUGUGGGUGGACCAAUUCAGUUUGUCUGUGAUGUGUAUGCCGAGGAACUUAAAACUUACUACCCUCUCCACUACUGUUCCAUCGAUGUGGAUAGGGGGGUGGCUCAGUCACGAUAAUGCGGUCGACAUUUGAUUGUGACGAAUUCUAAAUCAGGUGAACAGAAGGACUUGAGUUCCUGUAUGUUGUUGUGGCCACACCACGUCACAUUAACCAUGAAGCAUACACCCCCGCCCCUCUUCUUACCAGAAAGAUGUUUGUUUCUGUCGGCGCGAUGCGUGGAGAAACCAGCUGGCUGCACCAACUCCGAUAGCGUCUCUCCAGUGAGCCAUGUUUCCGUGAAGCAAAGAACGUUACAGUCUCUGAUGUCCCUCUGGAAUGCAUCCCUUGCUCGGAUUUCAUCAACCUUGUUGUCAAGUGACUGGACAUUGGCGAGGAGAAUGCUAGGGAGUGGUGCACGAUGUGCCCGUUUCCGGAGUCUGACCAGAAGACCGCUUUGUUUUCCCCUUUUACGAAGUCGUUUUUUGGGGUCGCCGGCUGGGAUCCAUUCCGUUGUCCUGGGUGAAAGGCAGAACACAGGAUCCGCUUCGCGAAAGUCAUAUUCUUGGUUGUACUGAUGGUGAGUUGACGCUGCUCUUAUGUUCAGUAGUUCUUCUCGACUGUAUGUAAUGAAACCUAAGAUGACCUGGGGUACCAAUGUAAGAAAUAACACGUAAAAAAACAAAAAACUGCAUAGUUUCCUAGGAACGCGAAGCGAGGCGGCCAUCUCUGUCGGCGCCAUGCACCAGACCUCCAGUACCCCUCCACAGCCGAGGGCAUUCUGUGCCAGCUCAAAGCACUAGGCCUCCAGUGCACCUUCCCAUUCUGGUACGUCCUGUGUCUCCUCCUCACACCUGCCCUGAAGUGUGUGUCACCAGUCCGGUACCACCUGUGCCGGCUCCACACACUAGGCCUCCAGUGAGCCUCCCCAGUCCGGUACGUCCUGUGCAUGCUCCUCGCACUCGCCCUGAAGUGUGAGUCACAGGUCCAGGAACGGUGUCCAGUCCAGCCCCAAGGACGGAGCCUUCCUCUACGCCGGUGCCCAGUCCAGGCAUGGCGUCCGGUUCUGCUUCAUAGCAGGAGACUCCCUCUGCGCCGGUACCCAGUCCAGGCACGGCGUCCAGUCCCGCUCCAGGGCAGGAGCCUCCCACUGCACCGGUGCCCAGUACAGGCACGGUGUCCAGUCCAGCUCCAAGGCCGGAGCAUUCCUCUGCGCCGGUGCCCAGUCAAGGCACGGCGUCCAGUUCCGCUCCAUGGCAGGAGCCUUCCUCUGCGGCAAUGUCCGAUCCAGGCACGGCGUCCAGUCCCGCUCCAAGGCUGGAGCCUUCCCCUGUGCCGGUGCCCAGUCCAGGCACGGCAGCCAACUCAGCUCCAUGGCCGGAGCCUUCCUCGGCGCCGGUGCCCAGUGCGGGUGCGGCGUUCUGCCUGGCUCCAUGGCCAGACCUGUGGUCUGGGAGGGGGCAAAGUCCCGCACCAGAGCUGUCACCGAAGCUAGUGGUUUCGCAAGCAGAGUGGGUACUUAGCCCCGCACUGAAGCCGCCACCGACGCUAGAUGCCCACCCGGACCCUCCCCUAUAGAGUCAGGUUUUGCGGCUGGAGUCCACACCUUUGGGGGUGGGGGUGGGGGGUGGGGGUACUGUCACACUGUGACUAGGGUGGGUAUUUCCAAGUUGGCCUGGUAUGGUUCCCAAUCAGAGGCAGCUGUUUAUCGUUGUCUCUGAUUGGGGAUCAUAUUUAGGCAGCCAUUUCCCCACUGUGUUUUGUGCGAUCUUGUUUAGGUGUAGUUGCCUGUGAGCACUCCAUAGCUUCACGUGUCAUUUGCUCUUUGUUGUUUUUUGUGCGGUUCACUUCUAAUAAAAUGUCGAACUGAUUUCA
Molecule: messenger RNA, 6174 nt
Organism: Oncorhynchus nerka (sockeye salmon)
Lineage: Eukaryota; Metazoa; Chordata; Actinopteri; Salmoniformes; Salmonidae
Product: protein mono-ADP-ribosyltransferase PARP14-like
Exons: 14
Coding region: 64-3735 (1223 amino acids)
Biological process (GO): protein poly-ADP-ribosylation; negative regulation of gene expression
Cellular component (GO): cytoplasm; nucleus
Molecular function (GO): NAD+ poly-ADP-ribosyltransferase activity; NAD+-protein mono-ADP-ribosyltransferase activity; transcription corepressor activity
Source: RefSeq, a predicted model, not a curated record